AUGUCCUCCACCGCCCCCGCAGCCGCGUCCUCGGCCGCCCCCGCAUCGCACGGCAGCCCCUCCUCGAGCCUGCGCAAGUACUACCAGACCGAGUACCCCAAGCAGACCUGGUUCCUCUUCGGCGCCGUCCUCGCCCUCCUCCUCGCCUUCCGCCUCCUCGCCCUCGCCCUUGCCCUCCUCCGCCGUGUCCGCUUCCGCUCUUACUCGCGCUCCGCGGACGCAGAGACGGGCAGCGAUGGCAAGACCCCUGGCCCGCUCCCCGCGUGGCUGCGCGUCCUCGUCGCGCUUGCCGAGGCCUGGAAGAUCGUCUGGUUCCGCUCGACCGUCCACUUUGGCUUUGGAUACUCCCUCAACGUCGCCGAGUGCUUCCUCACCGCCGCCUACAUCGUCGCCCUCUUCACCUGGUCCUUUGUGAACACGCAGAACCUCACGCUCAACUGGUGGGCGAACCGCACCGGUACCCUCGCCGCCGCCCAGUUCCCGCUCGUCACCGCCCUCGGCACAAAGAACAACGUCAUCUCCUGGGUGACCGGCAUCGGGCACGAAAAGCUCAACUACCUCCACCGCAUGACCGCCCGCGUGUCCCUCAUCCUCCUCUGGGUGCACGGCGGCGCCCGCUUCGCCCUCAUGCGCAACAACCCGCACAACCAAGAAGACUGGCACGAAGCCUGGUUCCGCCUCGGCCUCGCCGCCACGAUCGGGCUCUCCGCGCUCGUCCUCUGCUCGCUGCGCCCCGUGCGCGAGCGCCGCUACGAGUUCUUCGUGUGGUUCCACUUCGCCAUCGUCUUGCUGUUCCUCAUCGGCGGGUACUACCACACCAAGCGCUUCCGCUUCGACGCGUACCUCUGGCCGUGCUUCCUCAUCUGGGCGCUCGACCGCGCCCUCCGCACCGCCGGGCUCGCCUACUUCUAUCUCUUCACCCCCUCCGCCCCUUCCCUCUCUUCCCCACCCGCCCGCGACGAAAAGGACGCCAGCGCGGGGAAGAACGCCAAGGCGCAGCCGAAGCGCGGGAAGGCGCGCGCGUCCGCGGCCCUGCUCUCCCCGCACCUCGUGCAGCUGCGCGUCCCCCGCCCCGCGGGCUUCCACUGGCGCGCGGGCCAGACGGCGUACCUCGUCCUCCCGGGCGUGAGCACCCUCCCCGUCGAGGCGCACCCCUUCACCAUCGCCUCCGUCGACGACUCUCUCUACCCCGCGUCCCCCUCUCCCCCCCCCACCACCUCCGCACCCCCCUCCUCGAGCAAAUCCUCGAGCACGACCGACCUGGACGCCGCCCCCGCCCCCGCCCCCGCCCCGCGCGGCGAGCUGCGCUUCCUCAUCGGCGUGCACGCCGGCGCGACCGCGCGCCUCGCCGCGCACAACGCGCCCGUCACCGCGCUCGUCGACGGGCCGUACGGCGCCGGCGUCGACGUCGCGCGCGCGGGAAAGUACGACAGCGCGCUGCUCGUCGCGGGCGGGACGGGCGUCGCGUGGGCGGCGCCGGUGCUCCUCGACGCCGUGCGGCGGGCGGCGGCGGCGGGAGGCGGCGGGCUGCGGCGCGUCGUGUUCGUCUGGGCGGUCCGCGAGCGAGCGCAUGUAGCGUGGGUCGCGCCGAUGCUGCGCGAGACGCUCGCGCGCGCGCGGGGCGUGCGCGGGCUCAGCGUGUGCGUGCGCGUGCAUGUCACUUCUGCGCGGGAGACGUGGGAUGACGAUUCGGUGCAUUCGUCCGACGGAAACGCAAACGAGAAGAAGGUCGGGGACGAGGACGAGGACGGGGAGGUGGAGGGCGUCGAGGUGCUCGCCGGGCGCCCGGACCUGCGCGCGCUCGUGCGCGCGGAGAUGGAGCAGGGCGGGCGGGGGAUGUUCGUCGGCGUGUGCGGGAGCGCGAGCCUCGCAGAGGCCGUGCGCGCCGCGGUGCGCGUGAACCCUUUCUGGGGGCCCGGGAGCGUGCUCCGGGGAGGCCCGAGUGUGGACCUUGUCGUGGAGAGCUUUGGGUAUGCGUAG
This is a messenger RNA of Gloeophyllum trabeum ATCC 11539, 1980 nucleotides long. RefSeq lists its product as uncharacterized. Lineage: Eukaryota; Fungi; Basidiomycota; Agaricomycetes; Gloeophyllales; Gloeophyllaceae. The transcript has 8 exons. Gene Ontology annotation, biological process: iron ion transport; intracellular iron ion homeostasis; copper ion import. The record is from RefSeq and is a predicted model, not a curated record. Bases 1 to 1980 code for a protein of 659 amino acids. Gene Ontology annotation, cellular component: plasma membrane. Gene Ontology annotation, molecular function: ferric-chelate reductase activity.